Messenger RNA from Propithecus coquereli (Coquerel's sifaka), 1110 nucleotides. RefSeq names its product left-right determination factor 2. The transcript is spliced from 5 exons. The coding region runs from base 97 to 1089 and encodes 330 amino acids. Gene Ontology annotation, cellular component: extracellular region. NCBI's taxonomy places the organism in Eukaryota, Metazoa, Chordata, Mammalia, Primates, Indriidae. Gene Ontology annotation, biological process: BMP signaling pathway; SMAD protein signal transduction. The record is from RefSeq and is a predicted model, not a curated record. Gene Ontology annotation, molecular function: cytokine activity; growth factor activity; transforming growth factor beta receptor binding.
AAAGCUGGCCCAGCCCUGGCUCUCAGCACACCCAGCUGGGCCUGACACCCUCCUGGAGCCUCCUCAGGGGACACACCCACCCUGCUCUUCACUGCCAUGUGCCCCCUGUGGCUCUGCUGGGCACUCUGGGUGCUGCCCCUGGCUGGCCCCGGGGCGGCCGUGACCGAGGAGCAGCUCCUGGGCAGCCUGCUGCAGCGGCUGCACCUCCGCGAGGCGCCCGUCCUGGACAGGGCCAACGUGGAGCGGCUGGCCAUCCCUGCCCACGUGAGGGCCCAAUACGUGGCCCUGCUGCAGCGCAGCCACGGGGACCGCUCCCGCGGGAAGAGGUUCAGCCAGAACUUCCGAGAGGUGGCCGGCAGGUUCCUGGUGUCCGAGGCCGCGCUGCACAGGCUGUCCCCGCGCAGCACCCGGGCCCUGGUCACCAUCGAGUGGCUGCGCGUCCGCGACGAUGGCUCCAACCGCACCUCCCUCAUCGACUCCAGGCUGGUGUCCCUCCACGAGAGCGGCUGGAAGACCUUCGACGUGACCGAGGCCGUGAACUUCUGGCAGCAGCUGGGCCGGCCCCGGCAGCCGCUGCUGCUGCAGGUGUCGGUGCAGAGGGAGCACCCGGGCCCGCAGCCCUCCAGCGCCCACAAGCUGGUGCGCUUCGCCUGGCAGGGGACGCCGGGUGCCGGGCAUGGGGAGCCCCAGCUGGAGCUGCACGCCCUGGACCUCGAGGACUACGGAGCUCAGGGUGAUUGUGAUUCUGAGGCGCCAGUGACCAAGGGCACCCGCUGCUGUCGCCAGGAGAUGUACAUUGACCUGCAGGGGAUGAAGUGGGCGGAGAACUGGGUCCUGGAGCCCCCGGGCUUCCUGGCCUACGAGUGUGUGGGCACCUGCCAGCAGCCCCCGGAUCCCCUGACCUCCAAGUGGCCGUUUCUGGGGCCACGGCAGUGCAUCGCGUCGGAGAUGGCCUCGCUGCCCGUGAUCGUCAGCAUCCAAGAGGGAGGCAGGACCAGGCCCCAGGUGGUCAGCCUGCCCAACAUGAGGGUGCAGAAGUGCAGCUGUGCCUCGGAUGGGGCGCCCAUGCCAAGGAGGCUUGAGCCGUAGGCGCCUGGUGCAGCCACUGAG